AUAAUGAAAGGCAAAUGAUAUAGAUCACCUCAUAACGGGCGGCCUCCCCUCCUUGUUCCACUUCACCCGGCUCUGCACCCAUUCGACAGCCUCCCGUACUCCUGAACCCAUAAGAGCACUGAUGGGUAAAACACGACUAUCGCGAACGACGCCGCCUGUUUCUCCCUCAAACACCUUUCGCACGAACCCCUCCUUGAUCCGGACAACCUCUACUGAGUCUUCCCGGUCUUGUUUAUUAGCAAGCACGAGAAUAGGCACACCGGCAACAUCAGCAUUGCGAAGCACGGAUUCAAGCACCUGACGACACUCGUCUAAUCGGCCGAAGUCACUAUCGGGAGCGUUGAUGCUGGCCAGUUGCUCGGCGAAAGUGUUUACGCUAUCAUUCCCACCAUCGCCGUCACCGUCAGCAUCGACUUCGCGCUCUGCUGAUGAUUCCGCCGCUCCUGAUCCUGGCCUGGGUGUCGA
Aspergillus nidulans FGSC A4 is the source of this 465-nucleotide messenger RNA. RefSeq lists its product as uncharacterized. Lineage: Eukaryota; Fungi; Ascomycota; Eurotiomycetes; Eurotiales; Aspergillaceae. The transcript has a single exon. The record is from RefSeq and is a predicted model, not a curated record. The coding region runs from base 122 to 301 and encodes 59 amino acids.